AUGCCUCUUAACUUACCCUCGUGGCUUCGGUGGUAUCGAAAGCCUUCCUAUCGAGACUUCAAGACUUUCACUCAGACCAUUAACGCCGACAUUGAGCAAGGCGUCACGUCCAGAGCUCCAUCCAUUAUCUCGCAAUCGGAUGACACCAUUCCAGCAUCAUUGACUCUUGAUCGCGUCCUUGCCAACAAGACAUGUAGUCCGCUGAGUUUGUACGACUUCUAUAUGUACCUCAAGCACAUAGAACUAUCUCCGGAAAAUUUAGAGUUCUACAUCUGGUUUAGAGACUAUGAAAGGCGACAUCGUGAAGAUGCUAAGUCCAGUUUUCAGGAGGCGCCGGUGCAUGAUACGACAAAACUCUUGUCGGAGGAUAAAAACGCCAUCAUGAACGUCUACUCGACCAUCAUCCCCGACGCACAACUUCUGCGAGAAGAAGCCUUAGGACCUGAAUUCGCGCGCUACUUGACAUCCAUCAUGCCAUCACAGCACGGCGACCACUCUACAUCAUGCCAAUCGUGCAAGCGUGGCUGGCAACUGUGGUCGACGUCUUCGCCAUCUUCCUCGCACACAACCCUCCUCGGGUACAGCAACAAACAAGAACUUCAGGCAAUGGCCGCUUAUUUCCUGACUCCGCAGUCGCCCAUGGAACUCAACCUCCCCGACCGAAUGCGUCGAGAUGUCUGCGAGAGCCUCCUCAACUCCGACUCUCCCGAGGCCCUGGCACCCGUGGUGAACCACGUGUACUACCUGCUGAAGAAUUGCUCACACCGCAACUUCAUCCGGCUCGGCGUCAAGAACGGCACGUUCGAGACCCUCUGCAUGGUCACCGUCGUGGGCAUCACCUUCAUCGCACUCGGCUUGCUGACCAUGCUCCUCGUCGCUUUCGCAUCACCAUCCAUUCACCACUCGGUCCGCUGGCGUGGUCUCGCGGCCGCCCCGUUCUGGAUUAUUGGCUUUUCAUUCAUGUUCGCCGGCCUGCGUGGCUCGUGUUUUCUCCUCCUGCUGUUCACUCGCCGCCAGGAGCUGCCGUGGGAACGCAUCCAGAACGAAAAAAAGGCCGCGCACAGCCCUCGUGUCUCCGCCCUGAUGCGCUUCUUCGGUAAGCUGAUGAUCUCCGAGCGCAAAAUCCGCGUCAAUGACCGUGGCCUGAGGAAUCUGCAGCAUAAAAUUGUCAUUCAGAGUGUCAUCGGAUCGAUCAUCGCAAUGGCGAUCAUCGAGGUCGUGUUUCUUUGCUUGCCGAUUUGGAAGUGA
Molecule: messenger RNA, 1248 nt
Organism: Exophiala aquamarina CBS 119918
Lineage: Eukaryota; Fungi; Ascomycota; Eurotiomycetes; Chaetothyriales; Herpotrichiellaceae
Exons: 4
Coding region: 1-1248 (415 amino acids)
Source: RefSeq, a predicted model, not a curated record